This is a messenger RNA of Paramuricea clavata, 595 nucleotides long. NCBI's taxonomy places the organism in Eukaryota, Metazoa, Cnidaria, Anthozoa, Malacalcyonacea, Plexauridae. The record is from the annotation of a GenBank genome assembly.
AAAAGCGAAACUAAUAUACGAUCUAAUUAAGAGUGACGGUGUAGAAACAGGAAAUAGCAAAGGUAAUAUGAAAUCGAAAGGACAGUUAUCUUCUAGUACUAUUGUGCAAUGGACUAACUAUCAUCAACUCUUUCUUGAAAACCUGUCAGAUUAUUUGGUUGACCCACCUGUGAUGGCUUACCCAGAUUUUACCAAACCGUUUAUUGUGUGCACUGACGCGUAUGAAGGGGGACUGGGAGCCGUGCUGUACCAAAGUCAAAACGGUGAAACAAGAGUUAUUGCGUUUGCUUCUCAAAGCUUGACACGCGCCGAAAGAAAUUACCAUCACCAUUCGGGCAAGUUGGAAUUCCUUGCACUAAAGUGGACGAUCUGUGACCAUUCUCGAAACUAUUUGUAUUAUGCCUCGGAAUUUACAGUCUAUACUGACAACAACGCACUCACGUACAUCUUGUCUUCCGCAAAACGUAAUGCAACGGGUUUACGUUGGGUCGGAGAACUGGCAGAUUUCAAUUUCACUAUCAAAUACCGCCCCGGUAAAGUGAACACUGAUGCAGACGCGCGCGCUGUCAAGUUUUUACCAAAUGUCGAUAGUUAA